AUGAUGGAGGGGGUUGGCAUCGCCGCCUGGUUCGGACUUAAGAGCCACCUGGGCAGCUCCUCGCCAGCGUCGUCCGGGGUGCAAGCUCAGGCUUAUCAGUUUAUCGCUGGCUCCCGUCCCAUAGCCAGCACCAAGCCGAACCGUGACAGCUCAACGUCGACGGGCGUCUUCCCAGAAGCCGCCUGCAAAACAUCCAGCACCCAGACUGGAGCUGCCCUCCUGCCAGCCAAGAUGCGCACCACCGCCGCCCUCUGCGGCAAGGGCUUCUGGGGCCGGAGCAUGGACGAGUUCAAGCGCCUGUCCAACAUCGCCCUGACCCUCGAGGGCAUCAAGGGCCCCUCGGGCCCCAAGCCCCUGCACUCGUUCCGCGACGCCGCCUCCAUCGCCGACACCAAGCUCAUGUGCGACGUCGACAUCGGCGGCUACUCCAAGGCCUCGCUGGACUGGGAGCCCGCCACCGCACACGAGCCCGCCCACGCCCGCUUCGCCGGCAGCAUCUCGACCGCCCUGCCCCCGCACCGCCCGGACAUCCAGCGCUCCGGCUUCGCCGCCUGGCGCACCCUCGACCGGCCCCCGACCCUGUUCGGCCGCGCCCUGUGGGACAUCGACAUGUACCGCUACCUGGCCCUGCGCGUCAAGAGCGACGGCCGCGCCUACUUCGUCAACGUCCAGACCGAGUCCGUCGUGCCCACCGACCUGCACCAGCACCGCCUCUUCGCCAAGCGGCCCGGCGAGUGGGAGACGGUCUUGAUCAAGUGGAACGACUUCGUCCGCACCAACCACGGCUUUGUCGUUGAGCCCCAGACCGAGAUCCUGCGCCAAAAGGUCAAGAGCUUGGGCAUCGGCCUGACGGACCGGGUUCCCGGUCCUUUCGAGCUGUGCAUAGAGAGCAUGUGGGCUACGAACGACGCUCGCGAAGCAGACAGCCCUGAGCAUGAGCACGAGGACGAGCACGAGCACGCAGAUGCGGAGGCUUUGGCGGAGGCGGCAGCCACAAGCAAAGAGGGUCAGCUCAAGAGCAAGUCAGGCAAGAAAGUAAAGUGGAGUGAAUGA
Neoarthrinium moseri is the source of this 1053-nucleotide messenger RNA. RefSeq lists its product as uncharacterized. The record is from RefSeq and is a predicted model, not a curated record. Gene Ontology annotation, cellular component: mitochondrion. Bases 1 to 1053 code for a protein of 350 amino acids. NCBI's taxonomy places the organism in Eukaryota, Fungi, Ascomycota, Sordariomycetes, Amphisphaeriales, Apiosporaceae. The transcript has 3 exons. Gene Ontology annotation, biological process: mitochondrial respiratory chain complex I assembly; mitochondrial electron transport, NADH to ubiquinone.